UGUGAGUGACAGUGGGUGACAGCAGGUGACACCGAGUGACACAUCUGUGAUCCUGUCUGCGGUGACUCUGAGCAAGACACUGAUAAGAGGGAUCAGGUCCCGCGGGAGCUUGCAAUCCAACACCGGCAGCUGAGGAUGUGAAAUAUUGAUCAGCAGCAGUCUGCGCCAUGUCGUGCAGUUCGGGGGAGUGCAGGGGGCUCCCCCUCUACAGCUUCUACACGGCCCCCCCUGCCACGGACCCUAUGCAUUACUCCUCUGUGUCCCUUGGCUCGGAUCCCCCGUUAAACAAUGGCUCUGGGACCCCCUGCUCUGCCCAGGACCCCACGCUGCAGGUGAGCGGCCCCACCGGGGGCACGAAAGAAGGGCACACGGACUACUCCCCUAAGUGCUUCUACCGCCACUACCUGACUCGUACCAGCAUGCAGGGCGACGUCUACAACUUCCUGGAAAGACCCAGUGGUUGCCGUUGCUUCAUAUACCAUUUCAGUGUGUUCCUCCUUGUUCUUAUAUGUUUAAUAUUCAGUGUCCUCUCCACCAUAGAACAUUACUCUGAAUUUGCCACAGGAACUCUGUUCUGGAUGGAGAUUGUACUGGUCGUGUUUUUUGGUGCCGAAUAUCUUGUACGUCUGUGGUCAGCCGGCUGCCGCAGCAAAUAUGUGGGUUUCAAGGGGCGAAUACGUUUUGCUCGAAAACCCAUCUCAAUAAUCGAUCUCAUCGUGGUCAUAGCCUCCAUUAUUGUGCUCAGUGUCGGCUCCAACGGGCAGGUCUUCGCCACAUCCGCAAUUAGGGGGAUCCGAUUCCUUCAGAUACUUCGCAUGUUACAUGUGGACCGCCAGGGAGGAACGUGGAGGCUGCUGGGAUCUGUAGUUUUCAUCCAUCGCCAGGAGCUCAUCACCACUUUGUACAUUGGCUUCCUGGGUCUCAUCUUCUCAUCCUACUUCGUCUACCUGGCUGAGAAGGAUGCAGUGGAUGAAGAGGGGAGGACCGGAUUUUCCAGCUACGCUGAUGCCCUCUGGUGGGGGGUGGUCACCGUGACGACGAUUGGUUAUGGGGACAAAGUUCCACAGACGUGGAUUGGGAAGACAAUUGCGUCUUGCUUCUCUGUCUUUGCCAUCUCCUUCUUUGCACUACCAGCGGGGAUUCUGGGUUCUGGCUUUGCUCUGAAAGUCCAGCAGAAACAGCGACAGAAACAUUUCAACAGACAGAUCCCGGCCGCAGCAUCGCUAAUCCAGACCCUGUGGAGGUGUUACGCUGCAGAGAAGUCCUACAACUCUACAGCCACCUGGAAGAUCUACCUGACCCCUCCAGAUCAGAAUAACAAGUCAGUGCCGACGGCGGGCAGCCCUAUCGCACGGAGACAGAACAGAAGAAGUAGGAAGAAGACCAAAUCUCUGCAUGAGGCCCUUGUCACCCCCACCAGCCCCACCCUGGCCCCGUUGUGCCUGACUCCGAUGCCCUCGGGUCCCCGGGCGUCGGCCCCAGAAAAUGCCCUGUCUGUGCCUCACAUCACCUACCAUCAUGCGGAAGGGGACAAAAGCAGCCUGAACUUCCAGGGCCCCACAGGUCGUUGCCGAUCCUGGUCCACCCUCACUAUCUGCACAUCCAGUAACUUCACUGCACAAGGGAGGAAUCGGCCAGACGAAUCCCUUCCAGACAUUUCCCGGACAAACAGCUACACAGACGAUAUGGAUGCCAUGAGUGAGGAGAGCCCUCUGCCAGCGGUCACCAAUAUCUCACAGUUGACAGAAGCUCACAGGACAGCAGUAAAGGUCACACGGAGAAUGCAGUAUUUUGUGGCCCGCAGAAAAUUCCAGCAAGCUCGGAAACCAUACGACGUUCGGGAUGUGAUUGAACAAUAUUCCCAGGGACACUUGAAUAUGAUGGUGCGCAUCAAGGAGCUGCAGAGAAGACUGGACCAUUCCCUAGGGAAGCCGGGGCUUUUUCUUCCAGAGAAAGGUGUCGAUAAAGGAUACUACACAGUCGGUUCAAGGCUCAUGCGUCUCGAGGAAAAGGUGACCAGGAUGGACCACAAGUUGGAUGAGAUCCUGUACGUCUUCCGUGCUAAAUUGGUGCCAGAAGAGGACCAACAGCCCUCCUCUCAGCCAGCGUCCCCCGCCCCCCACAGGCUACUCCACCCGUCUCACAGCUCGCCCAUGCCAGGCCGCCGAUUCUGAGACACAAGGCUCACCACUCUGCAGCUCCUCCGAGGAGCCAAAGGAACU
Nanorana parkeri is the source of this 2222-nucleotide messenger RNA. Its product is annotated as potassium voltage-gated channel subfamily KQT member 1-like. Gene Ontology annotation, cellular component: voltage-gated potassium channel complex; membrane. The transcript is spliced from 17 exons. Bases 168 to 2174 code for a protein of 668 amino acids. Gene Ontology annotation, molecular function: voltage-gated potassium channel activity. The record is from RefSeq and is a predicted model, not a curated record. NCBI's taxonomy places the organism in Eukaryota, Metazoa, Chordata, Amphibia, Anura, Dicroglossidae. Gene Ontology annotation, biological process: transmembrane transport; potassium ion transport.